UCCCCGAUGAGAAAACAUGAAUCAAUCAUGAAUAUGAGAGCAAUAAAUGAUCCCCCAUAAUAUCAGAGAAAUGCGACCUUGCGAGUGCCAAUGGUCGGUUGCCUUGUGGGCUGCAAGAUGCUUCGCCGCACCGUUAGAGUCUUGUCUCGGACCGUGCCGUAGUCCUUAUCCCCCACCAGCCCAACUUUAUGCCUACGGAACGAUUAACCUCGUCAAAGAAUCUGCUCGUAGAUUAUUGGACCGCAGCAUCACUGUUUCCUCCAUCGACCAAUGAUGGUAUACAUAUGUUAUAUUAAAUAUUGAUGCGUCCAUGACGCCUCUUGAUGGGACUCAGCCUGGGGUCCGUGCCUGUUU
Molecule: messenger RNA, 354 nt
Organism: Xylona heveae TC161
Lineage: Eukaryota; Fungi; Ascomycota; Xylonomycetes; Xylonales; Xylonaceae
Exons: 1
Coding region: 47-274 (75 amino acids)
Source: RefSeq, a predicted model, not a curated record